AAAAAGUAAUACAUAAUUGGAGUUUAGUUUGUAUGUAAUCACAUUGAUAUUUUUGUUUGGUUCCUAAACGCCUGGACGCCUUUUUGUUUUCGGGGACGAAGAAGCGGAACAUUUGUAGUUUUUUUUGGACGUUAGCCUAAAUUCGCCGCAAUGGCGGAGGGAGCGGCGGCUGCUGUUGGACCUGGUUCCGAUGUAAACACAGCUGGAAACCCCACCGAAAUCGCGAUGGCGUAUUUACAAGAUGAGAAGACUGAUGGAGACAUCGCUAACCUCAACCUGGGAGAACUGGACAUCACCACUGAUGAGUUUAUCUUGGAUGAAGUGGACAUUCACAUCCAGGCCAACCUGGAAGAUGACCUCGUGAAGGAGGCGCUUAAAACGGGCGUUGACCUCCGACAGUACUCCAAACAGGUGGAGUCGGAGCUUCAGAGGAUUGAACAGGCCUCCAUCAAAGACUACAUCAAGGAGAGUCAGAACAUCGCUCUUCUGCACAACCAGAUCACCGCCUGUGACUCCAUUCUGGAGCGUAUGGAGGGCAUGCUGAGCGGCUUCCAGAGCGACCUGUCCUCCAUCAGCAGCGAGAUCCAGACUCUGCAGCAGCAGUCGGUCAGCAUGAACGUCCGGCUGAAGAACAGGCAGGCGGUACGCAGCCACCUCAGCCAGCUGGUGGACGAGCUGGUGGUGCCCGGAGCCAUGAUUUCCACCAUCCUGGACAGCCCUGUGACGGAGCAGGAUUUCCUGGAGCAGCUCCACGAACUCAACAAUAAGAUCAACUUUGCCAAAGAGCUGAGCUUCAGAGAGACGCUGGCGUGCUCCGACAUCCAGGACAUCGUGGACCGCCUCAAACUGAAGGCGGUGUCAAAGAUCCGAGAGUUCAUUCUUCAGAAGAUCUACUCCUUCAGGAAGCCAAUGACCAACUAUCAGAUCCCACAGAACACUCUGCUCAAGUACAGAUUUUUCUAUCAGUUCCUUUUGGCCAAUGAAAGAACAGUUGCAAAGGAGAUCAGAGACGAGUACGUGGACACGAUGAGCAAGAUCUACUUCAGUUACUUCAAGUCGUACAGCGGCCGGCUGCUCAAAGUGCAGUACGAGGAGGUUGCAGACAAAGACGACCUGAUGGGAGUAGAAGACACAGCCAAGAAAGGUUUCUUCUCCAAACCGUCUCUGAAGAGCAGGAACACCAUCUUCACCGUGGGCCAGAGGGGGGCCAUCCUGAGUCCUGCUGAGCUGGAGGGGCCGAUCCUGGUUCCACACACAGCUCAGAGAGGAGACAGCAGGUAUCCCUAUGAGACGUUGUUUCGCAGCCAGCACUACGCUCUGCUGGACAACGGCUGCAGAGAGUUCCUCUUCAUCUCCGACUUCUUCAUGGUGGCAGGAAACUCCGCCCUCGACCUCUUCAACAGCAUCAUGGGAAAAACUCUCAGCAUGUUCCUGAAGAGUAUGUCCACGUACGUGUCCGACUGCUACGACAGCAUCGCCGUCUUCCUGUGCAUCCACAUCAUCCUCAGGUUCAGAGCCAUCACCGCCAAGAGGAACAUCCCUGCUCUCGACAAGUACUGGGAGGCGGUGCUGGAGCUGCUGUGGCCGAGGUUUGAACUGAUUCUGGAGAUGAACAUCCACAGCAUCAGGAACACAGACCCUCAUAAACUGGGAGUACUGGACACCAGACCACACUACAUCACACGUCGUUAUGCAGAGUUCUCAUCAGCCAUCGUCAGCAUCAACCAGACAUUUCCCAACGAGAGAACCCACACUCUGCUGGGACAGCUGCAGGUUGAGGUGGAGAACUUUGUGCUAAAGAUGGCGGCAGAGUUUCCCUCCAGAAGAGACCAACUGAUCUUCCUCAUCAACAACUACGACAUGAUGCUCAGUGUCCUCAUGGAGAGGGCAGCAGACGACAGUAAAGAGGUGGAAGGUUUCCAACAGCUGCUUCUGGCCAGGACUCAGGAGUUCAUCGAAGAGAUUCUGUCUCCCCCCUUCGGAGGGAUGAUCGCCUUCGUGAAGGAGGCCGAGGCUUUGAUGGAGAAAGGGCAGCUGGAUCGAUUAAAGAACGAAGAAGCUCGCAUCACUCAACUGGUUCGGGGGUUUUCCAGUACGUGGAAGCAGUCGGUGGAGUCGAUGAGUCAGGACGUCAUGAGGUCAUUCACCAACUUCAAAAACGGAACCAGCAUCAUACAGGGCGCGCUGACCCAGCUGAUCCAGUACUACCACGGCUUCCACAAGAUCCUGAACCAGCCGACGUUCCGCAGCCUAGCCGUCCGCUCCGAGCUCAUCAACCUGCAUCACCUCAUGGUGGAGGUGAAGAAGCACAAACCCAACUUCUAACCGUGUGCCCCAUCAUCUGCGUCAUAAACAAGACACAGGCUGAUUGUUUUUGAAACAGGAUGCCUGAAAACACCUGGAGUCUGGAGGUGUUGAGUCCUUCCAUUCCCCCUCCCACAAGCUGAGCAAAGCAAGACAUUUUUUCCACAGAGUUAAAUAAGUAAUCAGAGUUGGACUUUAAAUUAGAAUCCUUCAGAUUUCAGCCCCUCAUUGGUUUGGGCGCUCUGUAAGUGGUGGUAACUGUGUUUUACUACCACAAGAAGGUGAACUGGUACAUUUGUUUAUCGUGCAGCCAUUUUACAUUUAAGUCAGUCAGUAAUUGUCGUGCUAUGAACACACAGUGAAUGGACUUAUGUUUCUGAGAAGUUGGAGUUCUUCACCCAACAGCUCACUCUGGCUGCUCCUGACUCUCCAUGACUCACCCACAGUUUUCCAACUCAAUCCACUGACAACAAAAUGGCCUCUGUCGUGUUUUGUAGACUUAAAGAAACGAUCGCAGUCUCUCGUGGCUGCUUCGCCAUGAAAAACACUAGUUGACGUCUUUUUAAAGGGAAGUAGCAGCGGUAAGAAAUGCAGCUUAAUCCAGCUCUGACACGUCUGUAUGAGAUCAAUCCCAUCAAGUUACAAACACUAACACUGCAUCGUAUCCUCCUGUGUCUGUGUGAAGGAAUUUUGAAUUCCCGCUACUGACAAUGAACACUAUUAAAUAGGCAGACCACAAGUAGUGACUAGGUUUAUUAAAACAACAACUUUUCCACGGGCCAAAAUUUAAGAUCAGAAUUUGGACCUUAAUUAUGAAACACUGGUUUUUAAUUUAAUCCUGAAGCAGAAUUCAUACACUGAUAGGGUUUGUAACCCUACUCUAGAGAGGGAGAAGCUCUUGCAAACACUUGAAAAACCAUUUUUGCCCGUCUGUGAUGCAGUUGAGAAAGCUGGUGAUAUUCUGUAUUUUUCUUAUUUUCUGCAAAUCCCAUGAAAAAAGACCCAAACCAACAACUUAGUCUGUCUCAAUACGUCCCAACUUCCUGUCUGUGGUUCUCAACUCAGAGCUCACUGGUUCCUCCUGACAAUAACCAACUUUAGAUUUAAAAACAGCCCCAGUAAUUUCCUCAGACAACGGCUCACUGUAGUUUUUAAUCAAACAAAACAGGAGCAAAUAGUGCAACAUGAAGAACAAUAUUGAAUAUCACCUCACUUAAAUGUUAAAGUUGUGUGCCUUUGCUCAUAUAUGUUGCUGUGCAGUUCAUCGUGCUGCUGUGUGAAUCUGAAUGUGAAGUCAUUCCUGGUCUGGAGUUUAAAAAUGAACGAUGGAAACAUGA
Messenger RNA from Micropterus salmoides (largemouth bass), 3641 nucleotides. RefSeq names its product VPS52 subunit of GARP complex (gene vps52). Gene Ontology annotation, molecular function: syntaxin binding. The record is from RefSeq and is a predicted model, not a curated record. The transcript has 20 exons. Gene Ontology annotation, cellular component: GARP complex. NCBI's taxonomy places the organism in Eukaryota, Metazoa, Chordata, Actinopteri, Centrarchiformes, Centrarchidae. The coding region runs from base 151 to 2325 and encodes 724 amino acids. Gene Ontology annotation, biological process: lysosomal transport; retrograde transport, endosome to Golgi; Golgi to vacuole transport.